GUCAGAUCUAUCUAUAUGUAUAUUAAUCAUACUAUACAGUAUACAUUAAGAAGUGAUUCAGUCGUGAUUUAUGACCAAAUAAUUCAUCAUUAAUAAUACUAAUUAAAACCCAGUCUCUCUUCUCUUAUCUCUCUCUAAAAACACAGACACACAAAAUGAAACUUGCAUUCUGUACAGUAGCUCCAGUGAAGUUAGUGUUAUUUCUCGUAAUUUCCAUUAAUUUCAAUAACAGUCCAGUUUCUGCUAAUUUCUUCCCAAACAUUACAUCAAUCCCACAUUCAUUAAUCCCAAACACUACAAUUUGGGAAUCUUUCCACAAUCUCACCGGCUGCCAUAAAGGCGUCAAAUCUCAAGGAUUGCCCAAACUCAAGAAAUACUUCCAGUUUUUCGGCUACCUCAACAACUCUUACACCAAUUUCUCCGACGAUUUCGACGAAUACCUCGAAUCCGCUGUCAAAAGCUACCAGCUCAACUUCAACCUCAACGUCACCGGCCAACUCGACGCGCCAACGCUGAACCACAUCGUGUUGCCGCGAUGCGGCAACGCCGACAUUGUCAACGGCACCUCCAUUAUGCGUUCAGGCAAAUCGCCGAACACCUACAGUGCAAACUCCACGAUCCACACCGUCGCGCACUACUCCUUCUUCCCCGACCGGCCGCGGUGGCCGCCGGGCACGACUCAGCUGACCUACGCGUUCCUGCCGGAGAACCAGCUCUCCGACGCCGUGAAGGGCGUGUUCUCCCGCGCGUUCGAGCGGUGGUCGGAGGUGACGGCGUUUACGUUCGUCGAGACGGCGUCGUUCUACGAUGCGGAUCUGAAGAUCGCGUUCUUCGGCGGCGACCACGGCGACGGCGAGCCGUUCGACGGCGUGAUGGGGACGCUGGCGCACGCGUUUGCGCCGCCGGCUGGGAGGUUCCACCUGGACGGCGACGAGAACUGGGUGAUCGACGGCAACUUUCUCGGUGCGGCGGCGUCGGUGGCGGCGGUGGAUCUGGAGUCGGUUGCGGUUCAUGAAAUCGGGCAUUUACUCGGGUUGGGUCAUAGUUCGGUUGAGGAGGCGAUUAUGUACCCGACUAUUUCUUCAAGUACCCGGAAAGUUGAGCUGGCGAAUGAUGAUAUUAUGGGUAUCCAAGAACUUUACGGGUCGAACCAGAAUUAUAACGGGUCGGGUCAGACUUUGACUCCGAUUGGUGAGAGGGAUACGAGUGGGGCUCCUCGAUUGGACAACUUGUGGGGAUCCGGAAUCGUGUUGGUUCUCGGAUUAUUAUUUUUUGGGUAAAUUACAAAAACCCCCCUGAGGUAUGGUUAAAUUACAAAAAGCCCUCUCUUGUU
This is a messenger RNA of Erythranthe guttata (spotted monkey flower), 1333 nucleotides long. It is a transcript of the gene MMP, whose product is annotated as matrix metalloproteinase. Gene Ontology annotation, cellular component: extracellular matrix. Gene Ontology annotation, biological process: collagen catabolic process; proteolysis; extracellular matrix organization. The record is from RefSeq and is a predicted model, not a curated record. Lineage: Eukaryota; Viridiplantae; Streptophyta; Magnoliopsida; Lamiales; Phrymaceae. Gene Ontology annotation, molecular function: zinc ion binding; metalloendopeptidase activity.